AUGUCGCGACCUACAGCAACAAGUCGACGUUCGGUCAAGACCGAAUACAUAGAGACAGACACAGGCAACAAGAUCUCACGGCGAGCGCAUAUCGAAGGGAAACAGAACAUCAUGCUGGGUGCGAGCAUCAUCUCCACCGGCACAACCCUCCACCCUCCCUCCCGUCUCCACCACGGCAAACUAACCUACUACCCCAUGCGUAUCGCGGACAACGUCUUCAUCGGUGCCAACUCGCAAAUUUCAUCCGCGAGCAUCUCCAGCCACGUCCACAUUGGGGAGAACUGCGUGCUGGGACCCUUUAGUAUGAUCAAGGAAGGGUGCAAAGUGUUGCCCAACACGGUUGUGCCGGCGAAUAUGAUGAUUCCGCCAGGGAGUGUUGUGGCGGGUAGGCCGGCGAGGAUUGUUGGCGAGGUGGGUGAUGGCUGGGGACAGGUGGGGAGUGGAGAGGUGGAGAUUGUGGAGGGAGGAGAUUUGAAGGGAUUAGUGAGGACGAUCAAGUGA
Molecule: messenger RNA, 501 nt
Organism: Zymoseptoria tritici IPO323
Lineage: Eukaryota; Fungi; Ascomycota; Dothideomycetes; Mycosphaerellales; Mycosphaerellaceae
Exons: 3
Coding region: 1-501 (166 amino acids)
Source: RefSeq, a predicted model, not a curated record